CUUCCAGAAACCGAUAGCGAGUGUUACGUAACAGGACUUAAGAGGUGGUAUUUUUUCUUUUUCGUUGAAGGAAACAGACAACAAGAAAGCACAUCAAUCUUUUUAGUUCCCACUUUUUUCUUACGAAAAAGAAGACUACUAGAUCAUAUCCGGGGCUGGUUUAUUCUAAUCUCUAUCGCUUUACCCGGAAAAAACUCAGCCUGCGCGGUCACAUACACACAGACAACACAAAUGCAUACACAACAUGUGAGAUAAAUGCAACAAGUCGUUUUAGUUUUUUGUUUUAAAUAUGGGACGCUGAUUUGUUUCGUAGUUUAGAUAUCUUUGGAGUAUUUAACGCUGCUACAUUGGACAACGCCUUCCCCAGAGAAUACGGCUGUAUUCGGGGUAAUGAGAGAGAGCUCCAGGAAUGCCUUAUGUGGAUCGUCAGAAUCGUAUCUGCGGCUUCUUGGACAUUGAGGAAAAUGAGAACAGCAACAAGUUUCAAAGGAGGUACUUCAUCCUUGACACUCAGGGAAACUUCCUGCUGUGGUACAUGGACAACCCACAGAACCUGCCCAGUGGAACAGAAGCAGUGGGGAGUCUUCAGCUGACAUACAUAUCAAAGGUCAGCGAGGCCACAGUCAAACAGAAACCCAAGGCUGAAUUCUGCUUCGUUAUCAACGCCUUAUCUCGACGCUAUUUCCUUCAAGCCAAUGAUUCUGUGGACCUGAAGGAGUGGGUGAUUGCCUUGAAUAAAGCCACCAAGAUUACAGUUCCAAAAGUAAGCAAUGUCCAGCAGAACUCAGAAAUUGCCAAGGUAACAUCAGAACCCCAGGUUAAGAAGCAGCAGGCCUACAAGACUGAGAUUAUCGGUGGUGUGGUGGUGCACACCCCAAUCUACCAGAAUGAAGGCGAGGAGACGGAACUGGGAGAAUCGGGCUCUCAUGCCGGCGUGCGGCGGCUGCCCAGCUCCUCGGUGAACACCAGGCCGGGUGUGGCAAGGUGCGGAUACUGCGUCAAACAGGGAAACGUGAGGAAGAGCUGGAAGAGGAGGUUUUUUACUCUAGAUGACAAUUCUGUCAGCUACUACAAAUGUGAAACGGACAAGGAGCCCCUCAGAGCCAUCCUGCUCAAGGAUAUACAGAAGGUCCAUGAAUGCCUUGUGAAAUCAGGGGACCUACUGAUGAGGGACAACCUAUUUGAGAUCAUCACCGGUUCUAGAGUCUUUUACAUACAGACAGACACUCCAGAGGAUAUGCAUGGCUGGAUUAAGGCCAUCUCUGGGAAAGUACAGGAACUGCGUGGCCCUUUGAAGGAUAGUGGAUUCGCACGCUCCUCUUCUCUGUAUCGCUAUGGAAACAGGCACCCUGCCUCAGGUGCUCGAGGCCGGCAGACGGGCAAUGAGCAAAAGAAGGCCCCCCUGGUCAAGUCGUGCUCCGUGGCUCCAUCGUGGCAGCCCUGGACCCCCGUGCCCACCACAGGGCCUGAGCUUGUGGAGGUGGAAGAGGGGGAGGGCCAGUUCAGCUCCCUGCCCACUCUGACAGGAGGGACCGAGGAAGGGCAGGAUGGGGCGGGCAGCCGGAGGCGCCACAGGUCCCAACCACAGCCACCCAGUGACAAAGUCUUCCCUUUCAACAUUGACGAUGACGGCAUCCGCACAACUGACGUCUAGACGGGAGAUUGGGUUCAGCUGAGAAAACCAGCGCCCCUCCCAUGGAAUUCCUCUGCAUUGCUGUCACUGUCUGCUGUUAGUUUCCCAUUGUGCUGUGCUCCACUUAAAGUGAACACACCAUGAGCAGAGGCUUACUGGAUGAGUUCUGCACGGUCAAGCUGUAGGGUGUAUUCACUCCUGUGUGAUGAGUUAUAGUACUGCAAACGCUGUUAGAUGAAGUGACAGUGGCAGUAUUUCAUAUAACUGUUAGAUAGCGGAGUUAAAACAGUGUCCGGGUAAAAUUGAAAUAUCUUGGGUUUACCUCUGUAAUGUUAAUGGUGACUUGUCAUGGUACUCUAAUGAAGGAGGAGGAUGGGAGGAGUAAUUUGCUAUGCUAGGAUGAUGCACAAAAUACCUUAUACCCCAGUAUAUGGGAACUUACUUUCAUGUAGCUUUUAAGAUGCCUUUUUUCCAGUCUCUCAAUAGAUGAUCUUGUUCCUGAUAUCUGAUGUUUAUUGUACAGUCACCUUGAAACUUAGGGUAAGAGAGGAUCAAGUGAAGGGAGGGUAGUUUUGAUUGAAACUUUUUGAGCAUGUCGUUGCUGCACCAGCAUUGUGAACUGUCAUUAUUCUGAAAAAAACAUUUGUUCCCUGUGUUGUCACAAAAAUUGUACUCCUUUGGCAGGAAAAUAGGCAAACCAGAUAGCCAAUUAAAAUAUUAGAGCUUGCUGCAAGUUUUUUAAAGCUUUUUUCUUACUUAUGCCUCUGCGAUACUGCUACCCAGCUACAUUGGGGAAAAUGACAUUUCAGUGAGGAAUUAUUUUAUGGAUAAUACCUCAAACAAAUCGGUUUAAUGUUGAUAAGACAGUAAACAUCAGUAAUG
Messenger RNA from Megalops cyprinoides (Indo-Pacific tarpon), 2515 nucleotides. RefSeq lists its product as uncharacterized. Gene Ontology annotation, cellular component: membrane; cytoplasm. NCBI's taxonomy places the organism in Eukaryota, Metazoa, Chordata, Actinopteri, Elopiformes, Megalopidae. Gene Ontology annotation, molecular function: PDZ domain binding. The transcript has 12 exons. The record is from RefSeq and is a predicted model, not a curated record. Bases 410 to 1654 code for a protein of 414 amino acids.